CCCCAGGCCGGCAAGGGCCGAGAUGUCCAGCAGGUAAACCUCAGAUUUCACGGGGCAGCCGCAACGUAUACCAUGUCCUUUCCAGCUGACGGUGUUGAGCAUCGCACCAACAACCUCAUGUCUGUCGCCGUCAUCGAAGCUCCCGACUACAACGCCUACUCGCAGUGCGUGUUCCGCUCAGCCGGCGACGCCCAGGUGACCUUCACAAGCAGCAUCUCGCCCGACGGCACCAACCUGGUCUUGGUCGGCCCGCCCCAAGCCAUUGUUUCUGUCAAGUGCGAAGGCAUGUGCGUGCCCAACUACAGCGACUGCUACGCGAAUGGCCAACCCGUUGGGCCCUGCUGCAAUGGAUACUGCGCGGCAAACAAGUGCCGGCCAUGGAACCUUCUUUAACCACGUCGGGGGAGGGAAUGGAGUGUGGAUGGCGGCAGUUCGGUCUCUUGUUAGGGCUUGUACAUUGUAAGCCUGAGGGUUGAGUGAUGAUGGGGUCUUGACUGAGGACAACCUGGAGUUGAGGAGGGGCACCGGAGAUGUGUUUAUACAUUAAGGAG
Molecule: messenger RNA, 551 nt
Organism: Canariomyces notabilis
Lineage: Eukaryota; Fungi; Ascomycota; Sordariomycetes; Sordariales; Chaetomiaceae
Exons: 2
Coding region: 73-393 (106 amino acids)
Source: RefSeq, a predicted model, not a curated record